UUAACAUUUAUAACAACCAGUCGAGUCAACCUCUGACCACAUUGAUGAGGAAUUCCGCGGUUAAAAUUCAAAUUCAACCGCAUUAGUUCGCUUUCGGGGUUAGUUCUAACCUUGUCUUGUAACACCAUGAAAUCGAAACGCGAAAUACCUAACGAAUACGAUUAUUUGAAAGCGUAUAGUUACAAUUUGAUAUUAACGGAAAAAACGAAUUGUGAAUUAGAAGAUAAGCGGAAUGUCGGGAAGAUCGACGGGGCGUUUUAUAGGAUUUUUUCGUGGCAGAUCAUGGGCAAACAGAAGGAGAGGCAAAUAAGUGAUCAAGAGACCAAAAAUGGAAGUAACAUCAAUAAUCAAGACAAUCCCACACGGAUCAGCCAAUACAAUGUACAACAACAAAGGCAGACCAAAAAGGAACUUCAUAUCGUAGAGUCCCGAAAUGUUUAUAAUAAUAACACACUAAAAAGGUACGUGACCACUUGCUAUUUUAAGCAGAAAACAGUUCCUUCGUGGUACAGCGAGUCUCUGGUACUAGACUUGGAAACUAAAAAGAAAACCUUUGAUGAAAAAGUGUUUUAUAUGAACAAGCUGCAGCCCUCCUAUUGGUCAGAAAGCGUGACCACCGAGGUCAACAGCCCCGCAGGGAAAACCUUUACUGCAAACCUGCUGAUCCCAGUUCCAGAGACAGGGACCCAUUACGUGUCACUGGAACCACAACAACAGAUGCCGGCCUUGACCAAUUGAAAUUGCUUGCGAUACAUUCCAUUAUUUUGUUUCUAUUGCCAUAUUAAAAUUAAAAAAAAAAAAUAA
This is a messenger RNA of Anthonomus grandis grandis, 804 nucleotides long. RefSeq lists its product as uncharacterized. The record is from RefSeq and is a predicted model, not a curated record. The transcript is spliced from 5 exons. The coding region runs from base 127 to 738 and encodes 203 amino acids. Lineage: Eukaryota; Metazoa; Arthropoda; Insecta; Coleoptera; Curculionidae.